Exophiala dermatitidis NIH/UT8656 is the source of this 3906-nucleotide messenger RNA. RefSeq lists its product as uncharacterized. Bases 167 to 3586 code for a protein of 1139 amino acids. Gene Ontology annotation, cellular component: CURI complex; small-subunit processome; UTP-C complex. Gene Ontology annotation, biological process: rRNA processing; tRNA export from nucleus. NCBI's taxonomy places the organism in Eukaryota, Fungi, Ascomycota, Eurotiomycetes, Chaetothyriales, Herpotrichiellaceae. The transcript has a single exon. The record is from RefSeq and is a predicted model, not a curated record.
UCGAGUUGCAAGACUUACAGAUACUGUAGAUGUCUUCAUCGCCCUUAAACGAUAAUAACAACGCUGCGAGACCUUUGGCUGGGCUUACUGGACGAGGCAGAUUGAAACACUAGUCCUCGAUGAUUUGGUAAAGCGAGCUUCCUCGCCGUAUCACAGUGGCUCGGAAAUGUCUGUGAAGGAAUCCCAGCCGGACCAACAUUCUCCAAAACGCCGGAAAUUAAGCCACGGUGCGGAUGAGAGGGACAACGACAAGUCGAACAUAUCACAGAAAUCGGAAGUGCCAGUUAAGGACGUUGGCGUAACUGGCAGCGGUCAGAAGAAGCAAGCUGCUCGUCGAGACUCUAUCACGAAAGGCUCGAUGGCCACCAAUUCCACCGUCCUUCCUACAGGGGGACUCAACAAGUCAUCGGUCCUAGCUCUGCAAGUGGCCGACUUGAACGAGGAACUGACCCCGAGCUACCAGAGAUUACGAUCGAAGUGGCAUGGGGUUGCAAGCAAGUUGGAGACCAUUAUUAAACAGACACCGUCGAGGCCGCCCACAACAGCUACCGAUGCGCGGAAAUCAUUCAGCAAGCAAGGAAUCAAGAUUCCAUUUCCUGAGCCUCAGCCAACCAAGGAGACGAAUUACAAAUUCAACUUUCAACCUCCCAAGCAGAUCAUCAUUGGGGGAGCAUUGCCUUUGAGUCUAUGUCUGAAGCACGAGUAUACCGUCGAGCUGACGGCAAUCAUGCCCGAAGAUACUCUGCAAGAGAAAGACUACCUUAACGCUCGCGCGCCUCACAAAGCUGCAUUCUACCUUGCAUGUAUUGCAUCUUAUGUCAAGGAACAGGAGGGGUCCAAUUACGACCUCUCUCUUGCCUAUAUGGAUGACGUCCAUUUUCUACCUAUACUCGAGCUUGUGUCUAAAGAUAAAGCCCUAUCAAAAUUCAGGUUUCGUGUUGGUGUAGGCUUCCCAGAUGCUUCGAUACCGGUUGCCAAGACGCUGCCGACGAAGAAUUGUCUCCGUCAUGCAGCAUCCGGGGAAAAGACGAACCUUGAUCGGCCCACUCCGUUUUACAACAGCAGCAUCCGUUCUGCCGCAUCUAUCAGUACUUUCGAAGACCUUGUGCAGAAAGCCAGGAGUCCAGCCUUCGAAGAUGCAUGUCGCAUUGGCCAGCAAUGGCUAAAGCUUCGUGGCUUUUCCAGCUCCUGUAGGACAGGAGGGUUUGGCUGGCGGGAGUGGUGCUAUAUGAGCGCUUUGUUGCUACGCGGAGGUGGACACAAGGGCCAUCCGCUGUUUUCCAAGCAAUAUAGCAGCGUGCAAUUUUUCAAAGCUAUGCUCCAAAUCCUAGCUGGCCGAGAUCUGCGAGAUCCCAUGGUGGUGAACAGCAGCACCAAGAUCGAACUCGAACGGUCUGAUUGUCCGAUCCUUUUUGAUGCAAGAACCGGAGUCAACAUUCUGUACAAGAUGAGCUCCUGGUCAUAUCAGUCUCUGCGACACCAUGCUCAAAUCUCUCUGGCAGCGGUCAAUUCCCGAACUGAGGACAGUUUCGACUCAACUUUCGGCGUGAAUGUGGCUAUACCAGAGUUGCAGUACGAUCAACUGUUCACAAUCAAGAUUCCUGCAGCAAUUUACAAGACCCCUGCGGAUGAGCGCGAAGGCCUUUUGAAGUUGCAUAGGAUUUUAGACAGAGGUUUAGGUGAUCGCGCGACACUUGUGGACUUUCGGAUACCGUCGCGGCCCAGCUGGUCUCUCAAUAAAGAAGCCACCUUGGACAUACGGGGAGAGUAUGAAUUGGAGAUCGGGCUAAUCACAAAUCCCGACAACGUGUCUCGUCUUGUGGAUCACGGUCCGGCAGCAGAGGAGCAGGAUGAAGCAGCUGAAUUCCGGAGGUUUUGGGGCGAAAAGGCAGAACUACGGCGCUUCAGGGAUGGGAGCAUCUCCGAAAGUCUGGUGUGGGCUCCGGGGACUUCGGUGCCGCUGCAAAUUAUCUCGCAUCUCGCAAUGCUCCAUUUCAAGAUUCCACCCAGCUCUGUCGAAGCCAAGGGCCAGGAUUUGGAAGUGAAAAUUCUUGGAGAUGGGUCACCAGUAGGCGCAAAGGACGCCUUCAGGAUCAUUGGGUCAACCUUCCAAACCUUGACUUCGACCCUGCACGGUCUGGACGGUCUCCCGCUACCUAUCCGGUCGAUAUCUCCUACCGAUCCUGGUCUGCGCUCUGCUUCGGUGGGCCAUCCACUACUGCCCCAGACAACCCGUCCUCUGAAUUUCGUCAUUCAGUUCGAAUCCUCCACGAGAUGGCCCGACUCUCUCCCUGCCAUCCAGUACACGAAAAUUGCGUUCUUGCUCAAGGUCGCAGAACUUCUGGCGGCGACGAAUUCCAGCCUUGAGACCCGCGUGGGCCUAGAGAACACCGAGACGUCCGUCACCGGGCACUUGAACACCUCAUUCCUAGAUAUCAUCUACCCAUCCCCAGGGCCAGGCUUAAGUCCAAUCUGUUUCCGAGCUCGGAUUCACCAUGAUCGAGAAGAACAUCUGCUCCAAGCAGCCCUGGCGGACAAGGAGAUCCACGGCUCCGUUCGAGACUCGCUCACCGCAGCACUUGCAACAUACAGACGGGACUUCCUUGCACAGCCCGGCCACACGACGGCAAUUCGAAACCUAUGCACUCGAUUCGCGCCUCUGUCGGCAACGAUGCGGCUCUUGAAAAAAUGGGUAUCGUCUCAUCUGCUCCUACAGCACAUUCCUGAAGAAGUACUCGAGAUCAUCGCAGCACAAAUCUUCCUCCAUCCUACGCCGUGGUCAACACCAGGUUCUUCCACAACUGCGUUCCUGCGUUGUCUUCGCUUCUUAUCUCGGUGGGAUUGGUCGUCUACGCCCCUGAUUGUCGAUCUCAGCUUGUCGCAGGACAUGCCGGCCUCACAACUGUCGGAUCUGCAAACCCGAUUCCAAGCGUGGCGGAAGCUCGAUCCAAGCAUGAACAAUGUGGUCUGGUUCGUCGGCACGAAUCUCGACGGUACAGGAACGGUCUGGACUCAAGGUGCAAGGCCGCCGCGCGUGGUGGCCGGCCGGUUGAGCGCACUCGCCCGCGCCGCUGUUGACGUCGUCGUGGCGAAGGGCACACAGAUGCACGACUCGGACUGGACCGAUCUAUUCACCAGCCCCUUGACAGAUUUCGAUUUCCAGAUCCAUCUCAGGCCGUCGGUGCUCCGUUCCCAUAAAUCGAAAUCCGCCCGUCUGUCCGGCGAUGCUGCUGGGGAGUUCAAGAACCUCCAAGUACAGGAGGCUCUCGAUACUUCGUCCAUCGGACACGACCCUGUCGAGCUGUUUGUGCGUGACCUCAAUCAUGCGUUCGGCUCUGCUGCCGUUUUCUUCCACGACCCGCAUGGAGGUAAGGUCGUUGCGGGCCUGUGGAAGCCCAAUGCGCUGGGCACAAAGGAGUGGCGCGUCAGACUGCCUUGGUCGAGCGUGCCGGUGCCGGGCUCCAAAGGCGACCAAGAAGGCGGUGGCGAAAAGGAGAUGUGUACUCUCAACAAGGACGGUGUCCUGGCUGAAAUCGCCAUGCUGGGAGACGGUAUGGUCAAGGAUAUCACCGUGAAGGAGGAGUAGUAAUAGUAGUAUCUGAUACCGUCGACCAGUGUGUCUAAGCGGACAAGGAAAUGGUUUGAUAAUGUGAUCAUAGUCCGAGCAUUGGGAUCACAAUAAUGUAUCCUCCUACAUCUCUCUGUCUAUGCAUACUUCAUAAUGUACAUGCCAUCCUGAAGAAACGACGCGCGCAGAGCCCCGUGUGACACCUCUAUGGUGGAUGUAACAAAAUAUCACAUAGAAGAUCAGGGUUAACAUUCCACUCUUUUCGGCCGAAGCAGAACCGUUAUGCCAUAAGGAUUCUAAAUGUAUUUCCUCUCAGGAUCGACGAGAUCCAAAAGUUC